CUCCUCCUAUAUGGCUUUUCGUUGGCAUACCUCGUCGCUCCAGAUACUUCCGAUAGCGCUCACAUCGUGGAGUUCAUUACUGGACCGCCAGACUACGUGAGGUGUACCGGCAAAGUUAUCCUGGCUGCACCUUUCACUUUCCACUUCUGGAAUGGUCUC
This is a messenger RNA of Suillus plorans, 159 nucleotides long. RefSeq lists its product as uncharacterized. The record is from RefSeq and is a predicted model, not a curated record. The transcript has a single exon. The annotation marks the transcript as partial. Gene Ontology annotation, cellular component: membrane. Lineage: Eukaryota; Fungi; Basidiomycota; Agaricomycetes; Boletales; Suillaceae.